UUAAUAAAACCCCCCCAAAACCCUAGUCUUUGUUUUGUUCUCUUCCCCUGUCGGGUGUAGGGUUUUAGUUGGACUACCCUCGCGAGCAGAGAGGCACGCCAGAAAAGGGAGAGGUGAGCCGCGAGCGAUGGGCGGGGACAAGGGAAAGAAGGUGAAAGGGGACGACGAGAACUCGGAGCAAAUCGAUGGGGAGCUCGUUCUGUCCAUUGAGAAGCUCCAAGAAAUCCAGGAUGAGCUUGAAAAGAUCAAUGAGGAGGCCAGUGACAAAGUUUUGGAGAUAGACCAGAAGUAUAACGAAAUCCGCAAACCAGUGUAUGAUAAGCGCAAUGACAUCAUACAGGCGAUCCCUGAUUUCUGGCUAACUGCUUUCCUUAGUCAUCCAAUGCUUGGUGAACUUUUGACGGAUGAGGAUCAAAAGAUAUUUAAGUACCUCGACUCCCUGGAUGUGGAGGAUUCGAAGGAUGUUAAAUCGGGAUAUUCCAUCACCUUCAACUUCCGGCCAAAUCCUUUCUUUGACGAUUCAAAGCUUACAAAGACUUACACUUUCCUCGAUGAAGGAACUAAAAUAACUGCCACGUCAAUUAAGUGGAAAGAAGGCAUGGGGUUGCCAAAUGGAGUCGCCCGUGAGAAGAAAGGGAACAAAAGACCUUUGUCAGAUGAAAGCUUCUUCCAUUGGUUCAGUGAUGCUCAGCAUAAAGAAGAUGUUAUCGAUGAAAUCCAUGAUGAGAUUGCGGACAUUAUUAAGGAGGAUUUGUGGGCAAAUCCUCUUACUUAUUUUAACAAUGAUGCUGAUGAAGAUGAUGAAGAGGGAAAAGAUGAUGAUGGCUCAGAAGAUGAUGAGGAAGAUGAUGACGACAAUGACGAAGAAGAAGACAGCGAUGAGGAAGAUGGCCAGUGAACUCUUCUCAGAGCUUGUACUUCUUGAUUACUAGUGUCCAGAUAUGUAUAGAGGGAUCUUAAGAUUAUGCUGAAUUUGAUAGGGAAGAAGCACGAUACAUGUAUUCACUUUAAUGUUAGGGUACUCUAUCGUGCCCCAAUAUCUGUUAUGCACAAGAGUUUGCUGGUAUUGUUAGUUGAGACUUUGUGGUUCUCUUUCUACUCUUUGGUUUUUCCGACCUUUUUUUGUUUGAUAGGCUAGCACUAUUUAAGUCCCUGAACUAUCAUCGUGGAGGUGAUGAUGUUAUGCCAGCAAACCAUAUUUUACGGUACUAGUGAGGGACGAGAAAUUCUGAGAUUGAUGUAAAGAUGUUCUGAGAGCCAAACAUGAUAUGUGCAGAAUAUUUGGU
Messenger RNA from Rhodamnia argentea, 1286 nucleotides. RefSeq names its product NAP1-related protein 2-like. The transcript has 10 exons. Gene Ontology annotation, cellular component: chromatin; nucleus. Gene Ontology annotation, molecular function: histone binding; chromatin binding. NCBI's taxonomy places the organism in Eukaryota, Viridiplantae, Streptophyta, Magnoliopsida, Myrtales, Myrtaceae. The record is from RefSeq and is a predicted model, not a curated record. The coding region runs from base 128 to 898 and encodes 256 amino acids. Gene Ontology annotation, biological process: nucleosome assembly.